AUGCCAGCCGUGGGCGUGCGGGGAGCGGGGUUGCCUCCAACCCAAACUAUACAUAAACAACAUCGACCCCCGUCGGAGGUCUCCGGACCCAAGCCAUUUAUCUCUAUUUUCAAGUUCUACCUGAAAGAGCCUAUACCGAGAAUGACAGCCCACGACUACGAAACUUUUAAAUUAGGGGACUGGGAACUCCAGAGUGGGGAGAAGCUCGCCGACGCGCACAUCGCCUACAAGACAUUCGGGGACCGGGCUUCGCCGGCGAUCGUGUACCCAACAUGGUUUUCAGGCUUGCUUUUCGACAAUUUUUGGCUGAUCGGGGAAGACAAGACCCUUAACCCUAACAAGUUCUUCAUCAUCAUCCCCGCCUUGUUUGGGAACGGCCAGUCUUCGUCUCCUUCCAACCAGCCGAACCCGGGGCCAUUUCCGAAAUGCUCCUUCUAUGACAACGUCCGAGCCCAGCAUAUGCUCGUCACCAAGCAUUUGGGCAUCACGCACCUACACGCUGUUGUUGGCUGGUCAAUGGGAGGAGCGCAGACCUUCCAGUGGGCAACCCAGUAUCCAGAAUUUAUGGAUUUAGUGGUACCAUUUUGCACGUCUGCGAGAACCUCAAUCCACAACCAGGUCUUCCUCGAGGGCGUCAAGAGUGCUCUGCUUGCGGCAAAAGGUACUCGUUCGGCUGGAUCAGGCGCAAUUGGGGUUCGUACUGGCUGUACAGAAACUCAUACGUGGACAAACGAGGAAAGAGAUAUCGGGCUCAAGGCAAUGGGCAGAGUGUAUGCCGGAUGGGGAUUGAGCCAGGCCUUCUAUCGACACAAGUUGUAUGAGACGGCACUGGGAUAUGAGGGUCUGGAGGAUUUCAUGCUGAAUUUCUGGGAGAAGUGGGCUUGCUCCAAAGACCCCGAGAAUCUGCUGGUGAUGAUCCAGACCUGGCAGAACGGAGAUGUCUCCAAGCAGGAGCACUACAACGGCGACUUCGAGCAAGCCAUGGCAUCCAUUAGGGCAAGGGUGCUGGUUCUUCCAGCAAGGACUGAUCUAUAUUUCCCACCGGAAGAUUCACAAUAUGAAGUUGCUUGCAUGAAGCCCGGGAUCGGACGGUUGGAUGUUUUCCCUUCAAUUUGGGGUCACUGGGCUGGAGGUCCUGGCAAUAGCAAGGAGGAUGUUAAGUGGUUGGAUCAGCAGUUGGCUCAAUUUUUUGCUGAUAAUGCCAAUGCUGUGGGUUCUUAG
Messenger RNA from Penicillium alfredii, 1221 nucleotides. RefSeq names its product homoserine acetyltransferase family protein. Gene Ontology annotation, biological process: biosynthetic process. The record is from RefSeq and is a predicted model, not a curated record. Gene Ontology annotation, molecular function: acyltransferase activity, transferring groups other than amino-acyl groups. Bases 1 to 1221 code for a protein of 406 amino acids. Lineage: Eukaryota; Fungi; Ascomycota; Eurotiomycetes; Eurotiales; Aspergillaceae. The transcript is spliced from 6 exons.